This is a messenger RNA of Drosophila willistoni, 2986 nucleotides long. RefSeq names its product aminopeptidase N. The record is from RefSeq and is a predicted model, not a curated record. The transcript has 4 exons. NCBI's taxonomy places the organism in Eukaryota, Metazoa, Arthropoda, Insecta, Diptera, Drosophilidae. Gene Ontology annotation, cellular component: cytoplasm. Gene Ontology annotation, biological process: proteolysis; peptide catabolic process. Bases 21 to 2891 code for a protein of 956 amino acids. Gene Ontology annotation, molecular function: zinc ion binding; metalloaminopeptidase activity; peptide binding.
GUGCAAAAGUAGCCAGCAAUAUGGCAAAGUGGCUACUAAACUCCUGUCUGCUGCUUCUAUUGGGAGCAGUCAGUCUACAGGCUGGACUUAUAAUCCCUCAUACUGACGUUGAACAAAUCGAAACGAAAGGAUAUCAAGUGAUUACACCACGGGUGGAUGAUAAUAGUCCGGAUAACUAUAGAUUACCGAAUAACUCGAUACCCGUGUCCUAUAAUGUGGAACUCUGGACAAAUGUUCAUGAGGGUGAUACCAACUUCAAUGGCACAGUUAAGAUCGACAUACAGAUUGUUGAAGCCUCCGUAAACAUUACGUUGCAUGCACGUCAAACAUCAAACUUUGUAGCAACAAUUAUCGAUAGAGACAAUGCAACUGCUACGGAGAUUAAUCUGGAAGUUGACGCUUCUGAUACAACUCGCGAAUUUUUGGUCCUGUCAGCUGAGGGUUUGACAUUUGAUCCUAAUACUAAUUGGACUUUGACUAUUAAAUACACGGGUCUUUUACGCCUAGAUAUGGGAGGAUUCUACAUGUCAAGCUAUACUGAAAAUAACACAGUGCAUUACUUGGCAACGACCCAGUUUGAAAGCACCAACGCCCGUCAUGCCUUCCCUUGCUACGAUGAGCCCUCUAAACGUGCCACUUUCACCAUAACCAUUAAGCAUGAUCCAUCCUACACAGCCAUCAGCAACAUGCCCGUUAAUGAGACUACCAGCAGCUCUGGUAUUACUGGAUUCCAAACUACGCCUAUCAUGUCCACUUAUUUGGUGGCAUUUAUUGUUUCGGACUUUGAAUCGACCGGCGGAGAACUGAAUGGACUGCCCCAGCGCGUAUUCUCUCGCAAGGGCAAACAAGAUCAACAGGAAUGGGCUCUAUGGUCGGGUCUAGUUGUAGAAUCGAGUCUGGCUUCAUACUUUGGUGUUCCCUUUGCUUUACCAAAACUGGAUCAGGCUGGAAUCCCUGAUUUCUCAGCCGGUGCCAUGGAAAACUGGGGUCUGGCUACCUAUAGGGAACAAUAUAUGUGGUGGACCAAAGAGGAAUCAACGAUCAAUCUAAAGACGAAUAUAGCCAACAUUAUUGGACAUGAGUACACGCACAUGUGGUUCGGCGAUUUGGUCUCUGUCAAAUGGUGGACAUACCUAUGGCAGAAAGAGGGAUUUGCCACACUAUUCUCCUAUGAAUCGAAUGAUAUUGCAUUCCCCGAAUGGGACACAUACCAAAUCUUCCAUGUGGCCGACUAUCACAGUGCAUUAAUGAAUGAUGCCGGCGAAAAUGCGGUGCCCAUGACACAUUAUGUUCAGACGCCCAAUGAAAUUUCAAAUCGUUAUAAUACAUAUUCGUAUGCCAAGCCAGCCAGUGUACUAUAUACGUUUAAGAAUGCAUGGACCGAUAAGGUUUUCCGCCUAGGUGUACACAAAUACCUCGAUCAGCAUAAAUUCACAUCGUGCGAUGAAUGGGAUUUGUUUGCUUCAUUCCAAGAGGCAGCCGAUGAAUUGAAUUUCGCUCUACCCGCAUCAGUUGCCGACAUCUUCUCCUCUUGGUCACAUCAGGCUGGUUAUCCACUCCUUACUGUGGAGCGUAACUACGAUAGCGGCAGUUUCACAGUGAAACAGCAACGCUAUGUCGAGGAUAAGAAUGCAACCAAUGACAAGACGUGGUAUGUGCCCAUCAAUUAUGUGACUGCGUCCCAAUCGGAUUAUCGCGAUACAAGCGCCUCAAACUAUUUGCUUAAUACGGCCGAGUUAACGAUUAAUGCUCAGAUAGACAGCAGUGACUUUUUGUUGCUUAACAAACAGUCUGCUUAUUAUCAGCGAGUUCUUUAUGAUCAGCAGAACUAUGAUCUUAUUGCUCAAGCUCUGUUGGAAACGCCUUACAAGUUCCAUCCAAGGAAUCGCGCCCAAUUGAUUGCUGAGACAUAUCGUUUCGCUGCCACUGGACGUCUAAGUCAGUCCACAUUCCUACAGAUAGUGGCUUAUUUGAAAAAUGAAGAUCAGUAUGCACCUUGGUCAUUUGCCAAUAGCAUAUUCCCAACAUAUGACCAAUAUUUGCGUGGUGACGACCAGUAUGAACACUUCCGUUUGUAUGUUGUGGAACUGGUUGAGGACAUAUUCGACAAGAUUGGAGUCCACGAAUCAACUGGCGAGCAUUAUCUGAACAAGUACCUUCGAGUUGUACUCAUCAAUUUGGCCUGCCAAGUGGGUACUCCGGCUUGCUAUGAACAAACCCACCAGAAACUUAAGGAAUUCCAGCAGCAGGGUAUCGCAAUUGAGCCAACAAUUCGCACCCAAGUCUAUUGUGGUGGUCUGCGACAGGCGGAGGAUUCUACCUUUAAUCAAGUCUUGUCAGAUCUAUUUGCUUCCACCGUCUCCACUGAUCGUUCGCUAUUUAUCUCAUCGCUGGGUUGUUCCCAAACAGCAGAACAGAUUGAGAGAUUCAUCAGCAGUUCCAUUGACACUAGCAACAGUUUGACCAAUGCCGAGCGCACUACUCUACUCAAUUCCGCCUAUUCAAGGGGUGAAGUCGGCAUCACGGAAAGUCUGAAGUUCCUUGAAUCGAACUGGGAGGCAUAUGCCAAUGUUUACCCAGAAUCAACUGGAAAACCAUUGGAUGCAGCACUGCGUGGCAUCGCUACCUAUGUAGUUAGCGAGACACAGAAAACUAGACUGGAAAAUCUGGUCGAGGAAGUAAAGGCCCAUGGUCCAGCUUAUGUCAACGAUGACUUGAGUGAAAUAAUUACCGCCAGAAUAGAUGCCAAUUUUGCUUGGCUAAACGAACAUCGCGAUUCAGUGAUCAAUUGGUUGGUUUCCUACCGGACGAGCGGAAGUUCUGCCCUAACCACAUCCUUGACUACAUUUAUGGCCGCCGCAUUGACUCUCCUAUUAUGCAAAGUAUUUUAAAUUAAGAUUUCAAUAUUGAAAUUUUAAAAUUAAUUUUUAAGAUUAUAAAAAUUGCACGACAAAUAACAAGUAUUUGAACAAAUAUUAUAACAAAA